AUGUUGCUUUACAAUCUCUUCGUUCUAUCGUCGGUCCUGCUUUCGUCAGGUCAUGCUAUUACUUUCGACACCGAUCUCGGAUUGACUCACUACAACCUAGAAAAUAAAGAUAAGGAAGAUGGUCUGCGAGACAGUUUCAAAAAGUAUUUCGAUGAACACUGCAGACGUUUCAACUUAACGACCUCUCUGAGGUACGAUAGAAAGAUGUAUCACUAUCUUUAUGAGUAUUUUUACUAUUGGUGGAAACCUUAUCAUAUAGCUCGUAUAUUCUACUCGUUUAUCGACAGUACGAUAAGAACGUCAAAAAAUUGGUCCACAAUAGGAGAAGAGCACGUCAAGUACAUCACUAGUUACCACCGUUCUGGUAACACGAAGGAAACCUGCGAGAUGCUCAGUAAGCACCCUAAGUUUGUCUGUCAAGCUUACACAUAUGUAUGGUCGGGUAUUUGGCUCUACUGCGCAUUCGUUGUUCCAAAUGGUAAAUAG
Messenger RNA from Cylicocyclus nassatus, 486 nucleotides. The record is from the annotation of a GenBank genome assembly. NCBI's taxonomy places the organism in Eukaryota, Metazoa, Nematoda, Chromadorea, Rhabditida, Strongylidae.